AUGACCACCAAAGUCGCCCCAUGGCUGCAGGGCCUCAGCGACGAUGCUUGGGAACUACCACAGCAGCGAGCUUUGGCAAGCAGUGUCUCUUCAGCCAGCCACGACGCAGGAUCAAUUCGAAGCAGCAAAAUCCCCAGACGCAGUCUCAGCGGGCUCCCAUCGUCGCUCUCCCGGCAGACCAGUUCUUCACAAGCAUCCACUCAGAAAAGGCGGAACCCGCUUGCAGCCCUCUCAAUGAAUGAGACCAACACCCUUCGACGGCAGGAGGGCAACGUGCGACCUGCUACCACGCGCUCAGCAUCGGAGGGCUCAGAUGAAUCUUUUGCAGCAUGUGGUACGGUUCAACAGCGGUCGAAGAGCGCCUCGCCAGCCAAGAAGCAGGAAACGAUGGAGUGGAAGAGGCGACUUGUCCAUGGGCGAGUGGGCUACGGUGAUCAGACAGACUUGUUUGGACCGUCUGGUCUUGAGAAUAUUUUUGCUGGUCCCAAGGAGGAUGAGAACGACCAGCCCAAACCGAAGAGCAGGAUGAACUGGCUGCAGAAGUCCUCCGAUAUACCAAUGCCGUCUAGUCCGCCGCCUUGGCCAUCGAGCUUCAUCAAUCCACACAACUGUGCGCAGGAGGAACCGUUGGAUGUUGUUGGGGGGGAAGAAGACCGAUCGAGCCCCAGUGCGAAAGACUUUGAGGCAGACGAGAGCUUCCGAAGCAAUCCGUUCGAUCUGGAGAGUGCCGCCCAACGUUCAGCAGACCUGGAGAACAGCCGCCAGCGGUCGAAAGGACAUCUUUCCAGCCCCAACACGGCCUUCGCCGAGCUUUCUGAAGGCGAGGCAGCUGGCAAUCGAACCGUCAGUGGGCAGACAGAGCUAUCGCAAGAGGACUUCAGUCCCGUUUUCAUCUCCAAGCACCACACAGUAACGGGACAGGUGGGCUAUACCGCUCUCGACUCGCACACGAUCAAACAAUUCCAGAGCGUGAAGGUUGACCUACGCCAUCCGAGCCAGACAAACCAACAUCAGAGCAGCGGCUCCGAAGAGCAGGAUGAAGUGGACGACUCAAACUUCACAGACGGCACCGAAGGGCAGGAAGAAGAGCAAGAUGAGUCUGUUGCGCCUGACCUUUCUUUCUCAGAGAAUCUGCCAACGGGCUCGCCGUUUCCGAAUCUUGGAAAGCACGUCGAGCUCAGACGUGGUGGCUAUUCACAGUACGGCUCUUUUAAGAGGAAGCCUUUGAGCCCCUCGCAGUCUACCAUGGCACUUUCGAAUCAUCCGGAGGCGAGCACACUGCUGUCGCCAAUCCUAUCAGAGGGACAUCAGAGGUCUCCGUCACCGACGCCUCCAAGGACGCCAAGCGUACGUGCUGACGGUGAGGAGCCAAAGUCAAGGCCAUCUGGCAGUCCACUGAAGCUUUUCGGUGCUCACGAUACCUUCACCAAUAACAGGCUCCUCAGACGAAUGAGCCAGCUGAAUCCCGACGGCACCCUUCGGCUGCCAGCAGAGGCAGCCCAACAAGGUGCAAGCGAAGGCCGCCGAGUCACAUCUAAUGGCUCAUUCGGCCAAGGCGAGCUCGAUGAUCACCAAUUCGAUGCCGAGAUCACUAUCACUUCCGCUUCUGACGAUAGUGGCAAGAGAAGCGACAGCUCGCCUGGCUCAGAGGUCCCUGUACCUGGAAGCAAGAUACCGAUGGCUUUCCGUUUUGACGUCUCACCUCACAUCACCGAAACAUACAAGCUCAAGAGGAAGCUGUCCAAGCAUAGCACUGCGACAUCAAGAGGGUCAACAUUGGACGGGACGUCGGCGCCAUAUGCGGCGAUGCAACCAACGGUCGAGGAUGCCUCGAUAUCGCAGCUACAGGCCGAGCCAGCCGAUGAAGCACCACGAAGCUACGCAGAAGGCAAGCGACCACCAACAUCGCCAUUCAAGAGCCCGACGCCGAAACGACGUCGCACACUGCAUGCAUCCGAACUUGAAGAUUACAUGACGAGGGUCAAUGACACUUACCACAGCCAGCUGCAGGAAGCAGUCAGCAGUCGCAAACGCAAGGAUGCACGGCAUGGAGACAGCCAGAUCACAGCCGGUCCAGAGGUCCUGGCACAGCGCAAGAUUCUCCGACCACGCAACCCGACGCCUAGUCAGUGCCGGCGCGAGCAGAUCGAAGCUGAACUUAGGGAGGCAGCUGCAGAAUUUGCCGAGCAGGAACCUGAGAAGCUGGAAGCAGUGCUGGAACAGAUUGAGUCUUCGAUGACAUCUGAGUCGCCACAGACGCUGCAGCAACAAGCACAGGCUGUAGCUUCGGAAGUUGCUGCCUUUACGCUCAAAGUCCGCAGACCAUCCGGUGAGCUCGGGGAGCGAAAGCGCUCGGUAACCACGCAGGACUUCCUCAAUGAGGCGAUGAUGGUGAUGAACCUCAUUCGCGCCAAAGCAAGACCACAAAGCAACUUGGGCAGCGUGGAGGAGUCGGAUGCAGAGCCAUUGGCUCUAAGUGCGCGCAAUGAUGGGUCGAUCCCAGAGGAGUCACUGCUGCGGAUCUCAAGGCCGCCAUCACGCGAGGGAUCUGGGUGGAGGCAGCGCAUGCCUGCUCAGACAGACGCUAGGGUCGUCAGCCACCUUCGCAAGUUCCAGGAGCAAGACGAGCGGGAUGACACGGACUUCAUUGCCAACUCGAUAGCCUCGCUGCAAGUGGACGACGAGGAAAUCAACGAUCAGGUCAUCUUCACCGACGAGCAUGCAAACAUCCGCAUUACUGGGCCGCCGUCCGAUAGAGGCAAGGCAAAUAACGAGGAAGAUUCCCAGCCAAGUUCUCAGCGGUCGCAAGGUAGUGCCACCGACACUCAGAAUUCCAAUGGGACAUCGACUGGGCGCACGAUUGGCACCAGCUCGACUCGCAAAUCCGACAACGUUGGCACACUGGCCCCGGACGCAGUCGCACAUCUCAUUGGGGAACAAGUCGGGGGCAUGACUUUCGACAAAGAACAGCAGCGCUGGGUACGAGUGGGCAAGAGUCCGGCGAAGAGCCAUGGUAGCUUCUUGGAGCUGCCCAGCACUGUGACCAGCGAUGACGAUCCUUUUAGAGAGAUAUCGGACUUGCCGAUCGACGAGCAGAACGAGAUGCGCAGGAUCAGCUCCCCUGCGAAGCUAGUCCAGGAGAAGGCUGCUGUGGGAACACUCUCUUCGGCACACGACCAAGCUGAGGAUGGUGCAAGCCAGCAGCAGAUCACCGAGAGCCACGCCACAUCACAAGAAACCGUGAUCUCGCGACCAGUCACACGGGAAGGGCCUGGCAUCCGGCAUAAUCAUUCCAGCUCGGUACCAUCGCGGUACACGGCUUUUGCAUCAAGCCAGCAGCAGGAUGAGGUCCAAACGCGAGCGACGUCUUGGAGCGAUGAGGAGCUGGCCCGUAUGUCUGCGUUUGGCAGAGCGAAGCAUCAGCCUCUGGAAUACGCUGCUGCGCAGACUGCACUGGCAACGCACGGCAACCUCGAAACCAUCGAGCAACAAUCGGAGAGCGCGGAUUCUAGCGUUGAGACGACGAUUCCUGCUAAGAUUGACGUUGAUUCGAUGACUGAGCUUGCCGGACUGAGAGAGGAUACGAUGCUAGACGCAGCGCACCAUGAUGUCGAAGAUCUUGCGUCCCCAAAGCUGCGCCAGACGCCCACAGAGCAACCUUUCCAGCCUGCCAGCUACCAAACGGCACCGCGGCAGGUGUCGCUACGCCGCCAAACCUUGACCAACCGCUUCAAUGCUGAGGCUGUCGACCAUCGUGAGCUCUCGUUCGUGGCCCCACUGCCUGGUGACCGGAUGAUGAGCCUGUCCUUGAGUGUGUCUCGACCCGUCAGCAAACGACAUCAGCCUUGGGUGGCCAACGUUCCGUCCUCACCGUCGAAGGUCGACUCUAGCUUUAUGCUAAGCGAUUUGCCAGACUUCACCGUACAUGAGGAAGACGCGGAGCGGCCAUCGGAGCGUGCCUUGGCCAAUCGACUUGCGCACCACGCAGCAACCGAAGUCAACGAUCGAUAUGCCCUGGCUGUGAAGGACCUGGUCAAGACUUUGACGGAUGUCAACCAAUGCGAGCCCUACUGGGAGGACUUGAAGCAGCUGGACCUCCACGGCCAAUCUCUAGCAUCACUGUACGGCCUCGAAGACUUCUCUGGUUUGCCUCAGACUGUUCGGAAGCUCAAUGCUCGGUCGAACCAGCUCAGCAGUCUGACGUCCUGGAAUCACCUGAUGAACCUGCAGUACCUGGAUGCCUCUCACAACAACCUGGAGAACCUUAACGGACUCGGCUGCUUGAUUCACCUGCGUGAGCUGCGAGCGGACGACAACAAGAUUGCUAGCCUCGAUGGAUUGUUUGAGCUGGAGGGCUUGCUGAAAGUUCGUGUGCGGCGAAAUGAGCUGAGCAAAGUGGACUUCUCGGGCAGCCAGCUACAGCAUCUUACCUCGCUCGACCUGUCUCAGAACCACAUCGGCAGCAUCGAAGGAUUGGAUGGCCUGUGUUCGCUCAGAGACCUGAUCCUGGACGGCAACGACUUGCAACAAGGCCUCCAGGUCGCGCAUGUCAUGCCACACUUGACCUCUAUCUCGUUGCGGGACUGUAAGCUGCAGCACCUAGAUGUCUCCAACUUCCCGGCUUUGACGCACCUAAUCGUGGAUGAGAACUGCUUGUCGACCAUUGAAGGACUGCCUCUGCUUAAGAACCUGCAGGUGCUGUCGAUCAAGCGGCAAGAUCUUCCUGAAGGAAAGCAGAUUACGCUCUUUGAUCAGCCAUUUGACACACGGACCCUGCAACUCUCGGGCAACGUAAUCUCUUCAAUCGAUCUUGCAGCAAGCUUCUUGAGCAUACAGCACUUGGAGAUGGCUUCAGUCGGCCUACAAGAGCUUCCAGAUGACUUUGGCCUUCGGAUGCCAAACCUGAGAUCGUUGAGUCUCAACUUCAACAACCUGAAAGACAUCCGGCCGCUGCUUAACAUCCACGGUCUCAAGUACUUGGCUGUCUGUGGCAAUCGCCUGCAUAGGCUGCGGAAGAGCGUGGCAACCGUCUCGAAGAUGAAGAGCCUGCAGACGCUGGAUAUGAGGGACACCCCGAUGACGCAAGGGUUCUAUCCUUCCAUGGCGUCGACACUGUCCAAGAGCACCUGCCUCAUCCGCCAGAAUAUAUCGCAGGCGCUAGAGGACGAGGACGAACAUGCCAUAGCUUUCGAUUCGGCACGGUAUCAAUACCCAGCCGCCGAUGUCGAGCAAGACAAGCAGUACCGCUCUCGCCUCGACGAAGACACGAAGCUGCGAAGGCGAGUGCACGAGAUGCUGUUGGCGUACAGCUGCCGCUCAUUGACGGAGCUCGAUGGGAUGAAGAUAGAUCGAUCGUCGUUGGGUACUCAGGAUUCUGUCUGGCGGCGCUUGGUGGAGUUAGGAGUGGUCAGGCGGUCCGGAGAGGGCGAUGGCAAUACCUCCGGAGGCCAUAGCGCGGCCGGAGAUGUUGGUAUGCGGCUCUUGUCAUGA
Messenger RNA from Saxophila tyrrhenica, 5490 nucleotides. It is a transcript of the gene NUD1, whose product is annotated as Protein nud1. Gene Ontology annotation, molecular function: protein binding. The transcript has 2 exons. The record is from RefSeq and is a predicted model, not a curated record. Lineage: Eukaryota; Fungi; Ascomycota; Dothideomycetes; Mycosphaerellales; Extremaceae. Bases 1 to 5490 code for a protein of 1829 amino acids.